UCAAGAAUAAGAAGUAAACGGGGAAGAAGAGGUUCUGGGAGAUGGUUGCCACUAAAACCAAGUCAAAUCUGGAUCGACUGAGAAGCUUCGGGUUUUUACAUCCAAUGUUUCAUUCUAAAAACAUUCGUAAAUUAAUAUGUUUGUUUGUUACCAUUUGUAUUUUGAUGAGCCAGUCGUUAGCAAACGAGCAGGACUUUAUGGAGGAGUUUUUGAAGCGGGAAUAUUCUCUGUCGAAGCCGUACCGUGGCUUAGGCUUCUCUAGUUCCUCACAGUGGGAUCUCAUGGGCACUGCCAUGGUAACACCUGACCAUGUGAGGCUAACCCCAGACCUGCAAAGCCGACAGGGAGCAGUGUGGAGUCGAAUUCCUUUCUUCUUGCGGGAUUGGGAGCUUAAGGUGCACUUUAAAAUUCACGGCCUGGGAAAGAAGAAUUUGAAUGGGGAUGGACUGGCUAUCUGGUUAACCAAAGAUCGCAUGCAGAAUGGCCCUGUGUUUGGCAACAUGAACCAGUUUGUUGGACUUGGAAUAUUUGUGGACACUUACCCCAAUGCUGACAAGAGCCAUGAUAGGGCUUUCCCAUAUAUAUCGGUGAUGCUGGGGAAUGGGACUCUAUCAUACGACCACGAUCGUGAUGGACGGCCCACAGAACUUGGGGGGUGCACAGCUAUGGCACGCAAUGCCAUCUACGACACGUUCCUCCUCGUCAGAUACUCCAAAAACAGACUUGUGCUCAUGGUGGAUGUAGAUGGUAAACAGGAAUGGAAACACUGUGCUGACAUCACAGGAGUGCGGCUACCUACAGGCCACUUCUUUGGUGCCUCCUCUGCCACUGGAGAUCUAUCAGAUAACCAUGACAUCAUCUCCAUGAAGUUGUACCAGUUGACAGUAGAGAAGACCCCAGAGGAGGAGGAGGAAGAGGAGGAGGUCACCAUACCUAGAGUUGAUAACAUGGAACAGUUCCAAGUGGAUGUCCAGGAGGAAGGCAUGAGUGGAGUCCAGUUCUUCUUCACUCUCGUCUUCUCCAUCCUGGGCUUGGGUGUGCUGGCAGUCGUGGGAAUGAUACUUUAUGGGCGCUGGAAAGAAAACAGACGUAAACGUUUCUAUUGAUUACAGACUAAUUGAUCUGUGUAGGUUUACAGAAUGUAUGUUUCUUAAUCAACGUACAUUACAACAAUGCAAAGACUGCCAUAGCUUUACUGAAACCAUACAAUCAAGCAAACCGAAUGAUCAGUGUCAUGGGUGUGAAGCCCAGAGCCAAGUGAACAUUAACAGUCGAACAGAUGAAGAGAUCAUGAACAGGUGAGCCAGCUGUGAAAUAUUCUUUUAGUGUUAUGGAAGAUAGAUGAGAUAAAGCUGCUCUAGUAUGAUUUUUUUUGUGUGUUAAAAUUCGCUCAUCUCAACUUAAAGUACAGUGGGUAUGCAGCAUCCCAUUGCACUAACCAACACUGUAGAUUUCAGACAAAAAAAAACUUCAGAAUCAGUUGCAAAAUCAAAAGCUUUAUGUAGUUUACUGACACCAUGUUACAGGAUUUUGUGGUACUGAAGUUUAUUUACCUCUUACUGCCACUUGAUGCUGCCAAUGUGCAGCUUUAAUCUGACUGUAGAUGCUGUGAAGACCAAUUUACCUGUGGAUCAUUGCAGACUUCUAGCUGCACUGAAGAAGUCAAAUUGUAUUGAGCUCUCCCAUGGAAGUGAGAGCACCUUAUUACCCAGACAAAGCACGCAGUAAGCUGAACUCACUUAAGCUUAUGUGAGAAAUGAUUCAGGUUAACUAUUUUUAAAAUGUAUUAUCAAUAAUACAUCACGCUCUAUGUUGUAUGCUCAAGGAGGGAUUUGAAUUACCAGUGCUGUUUGAAGUGCCUAGCUAGGACCAAUAAAGACAAGGUCUUACUUUAUGUUCAA
Messenger RNA from Lates calcarifer (barramundi perch), 1901 nucleotides. RefSeq names its product VIP36-like protein. Gene Ontology annotation, cellular component: Golgi membrane; endoplasmic reticulum membrane; endoplasmic reticulum-Golgi intermediate compartment. The transcript is spliced from 8 exons. The record is from RefSeq and is a predicted model, not a curated record. Bases 42 to 1106 code for a protein of 354 amino acids. Lineage: Eukaryota; Metazoa; Chordata; Actinopteri; Centropomidae. Gene Ontology annotation, biological process: Golgi organization; endoplasmic reticulum to Golgi vesicle-mediated transport; endoplasmic reticulum organization. Gene Ontology annotation, molecular function: D-mannose binding.